Phaeodactylum tricornutum CCAP 1055/1 is the source of this 1542-nucleotide messenger RNA. RefSeq lists its product with no specific name. Lineage: Eukaryota; Bacillariophyta; Bacillariophyceae; Surirellales; Neidiaceae. The coding region runs from base 100 to 1542 and encodes 480 amino acids. The transcript has a single exon. Gene Ontology annotation, biological process: centriole elongation; cilium assembly. Gene Ontology annotation, molecular function: tubulin binding. Gene Ontology annotation, cellular component: centrosome; centriole; nucleus. The record is from RefSeq and is a predicted model, not a curated record.
UUUUCACUCUAUCGAUACCGAGAUACGUACUCUAUUACCCACGCAUACUAUUAUACACACACAUAUCCAUAACACAUACAAGAGAAUUGCGUUUGCCUCAUGACGGUCUCCCAAUCCUCUACGAUUCGAAGAACGGCGCACGAUCCCUACGGUGCUGCGGUACGGAUCACCGUACCGUCGGAUGCGACAUUCCCCGACAACAACAACAAAGACCACAAUAAUGGUGCGCACACCACCGAUCAGGACGAUGAUUGGAGUGUGCAGGUAGAACAACUCUUGGACGAUUUACAAGCCUUUUCAUGGAUGCCGCAUUCCGGAAACGCAGCGUACGUCCGGACGACUAUUCAUCCCCGUGAAACCGUACCCGACCGCACGAGUGUCACAUCGAGCACCACCACAAAGUCGCAUCAUCCCAUCCGGAACACUGUGAGUAGUGCCUCACCACCCGUCGUGGCGCCAGCCGACCAUGAGGACAAGCCGGAGGAGAGUCAAGCCCGUACGUGGGCUCGUCGGAUGCGUCGGGCUGUCCAAAGCUGGACCCGAGCACAAGCCGCUCUCGCACACGAGGCCCAAGAGCGGGAAGAAACCAUCCGGAAACUCUCCCGUGAACUGAAUACCUGGCGUCGGGAUGUUCCUCUCGCCUGGAAACAUCACUGGCGGAUCCAGGAACAAUUGCGCGAUACCGUUCGCAAGCAGCAAGACAGAAUUGAUGCGUUGCAGCAAGAACUCUUGGCUGCCCAACAACAAAAAGGGAAGGAAAAUGCUUCUGGUAGAGCCACCACCGAUGCAGUUCUCUCUCGGUCCACGUCCGGGCCAUCCCUUCCCGCCACGAGAGACGAAACCGGUCCAACCCACGUGCACGAGCCCUCGCCCAGCCCACUCCCUCGCGAACCGACAGUUGCUCCUACUCAACCACCACAAUCUCUACCACCCGCAACCCAAUACAUUUCCGCACCAUCCAUCUCCCCCACACGCACGUACGACGUUGUUUCCGUCAUGACUGACGAACGGUCCGAAAUCUCCCGCCAAUCCUUCCCCUCGACAACUCCCCCUGCAAACUACCUCAAACCGUGGACUCCGGGCCUCGGUAAGACCCCCGCUUCCAGGGUUUCCCUAUCUCCCAACACGCAUCCUUCCCAGCCCUCGAUGCCGUCUACUCCGUUCGUCCAAACCACGCCUUCUCGCACCGCUCACCGACGCACAGUCCGGGACCCUUCCGGAACCAUCGUUACACACUAUCAGAACGGUGCGCAGAAAGAAAAAUACACUGACGGGACCGUACUCAUUCGCUAUCCCAACGGAGAUUUGGAAACCCGACACCGAGACUCCACCGCUUAUCUUUUCAGCAAUUUGCAGACGCUCCAAAUUAACCAAAUGGACGGGUCCAUCGUGUGGGAGUUCCCCAACGGACAAACCGAACGACACUGGCCCGAUGGUUCCAAGGUCGUGCGCUUUCCCGACGGGCAGUCUCGGGAAUUCCAUCCAAACCCUAGUAGCCGUCCGGAGACGCCCGUUGCGCACGAAACCUUGACCGUUCUGUGA